AUGGCUCCAGGAUGUGGCGGAAACAUACACGAUGAAAAAAUAGUAAUGGAGCUGGAUGAAGUGGAGACUAGAAGGCUGGAGCUUCAGGAGUCCAGAAGAAGGGUAGAAAACAAGAGAAAGACAGAGUCUGAUGAGGACAGAGAGGAUGAUGAGGUGAUGUCUGAAUCUCCUUGUGACUCUGUUCACUCCAUGCACGAAACUCCCAGUAAAGCCACAAAGUGGGAAAAUGGCUGUGACGCUCUGAGUCUAAUAAAAGAAGCGGUUGUGGUUUUGACCCGGCUGCCAGAAUAUAAGAUUAGCGCCCUGCGACCACCCACUCCUCCGCAGUUCUACAGCGAGGACGAAUCCCUCAGCAGCUCGGACUCCGAUAUGCCGUGGGAAUCGGAGGAGGAUUCCAGCGACUCGGACUUUUCAAUCUUAAACAAAAGUUCAAAAUCCACCACAAGAACGCCAGCGGUACCUACAACCAGCAACAACAGCAAUGAGGAUGGGCGCUUAAAGUACAAAGUUAGCUUCGAGGAAAAGGGCAAGUGUCUUGUGUCUGGACACCACAUUGCCUUCGACACCAGGCCGAAGGUGGAGCAGCUGUACGUCGGCGCCCGCGUGGUGGUCCGCUGUCAGAACAACAAGUUCCGAUUUCGGCCCGGUAUCCUGGCCGAGCUCCCCAGCAGAAAGAAUCAGUUCAGGUUCUUGGUGUUCAUGGAUGAUCACACACCGGUCUACGUUGGCUUACCCUUAUUUCACCUGGUUUGUAGACCGCUGGAUGAUGUUUUAGAUGACCUUCCAGACGGGCCUCACAAAUGCUUCAUGAAACAGUACCUGAAGGAUUGGCCAUAUCCUCGUCUGAACAAGUACAGGCCCGGGCAGAGUUUUAACGUGGAAUUAAACGGAGCUCAGCAGAGGUGUGAGGUGCUGGUGGUCGACUGCAGCUUGAUACAGAUCGUUUUUCAGGAAAAUCAGCGCAGGGAGUGGAUCUUCAGAGGCUCCAUGCGACUGGAACACAUUGCUAGAUUUUUGGAACUGAAAGAGAGGGAAGAGGCCAAGGAUGACUCUGAGUCUGUGGCAGCAUGUGAGGAAAAUGUGAGGGAGCUGUACUCGUUGCUGGGCUGGGAGUACAGCGACUCAGAUUCUGAAGAGGAAUCCACAGGUGGUGUAACUCCUGGGAGCAACCACGCUGACACGGCCAAGACUGUUCAAAGACUGACACCGGGAGAGAUCAGCAUUAACAUGAGCGUCCUGGCAAAAUACGGCAAACUUGAUUGGAAACGAGGGACAAUUAAAGAAAUUAUAACAAAAGAUGAUGGCAGGCUGAAAUACAAAGUUGUUUUUGAGGAGAGGGGGAAGUGCCUGGUGUCCGGUCACCACAUUGCCUUUACCUGCAUGCCAAAGGUGGGUCAGCUGUUUGUUGGCGCUCGUGUUGUGAUACAGAAGCCACCUGGUAAUCCAGUGUUCACGCCUGGUGUCAUCGCAGAGCUUCCUUCCCGAUCAAACCGCAUGAGGAUCAUCACAAUCAACAGAUUGAAGGAAUGAGAAGGAACGAUGAAUGAGUUAUAAGAGAGCAAGAGGAAUGUUUUGAAGUGGUGCACCAGUAUCAGUAGCUUACAAGUGUACUGUUUGCUGGGCCUGUACAGGUUUCUUCAUGCAAUGUUCGACUUACUUUUGUUACCCAUUAAAACGUGGCCUUUUUCUGGCCAAACCAGACCAUGUCGUUCACACUUGCAUACUCCUAGUUGCAAGUGUGAUUUCAUAUUUUCCAAAGGGCCAAGUUACCUCAUCCAGCAGCCAUUUUUUAUCUGCAGUUCUAAAUGCAUAUUAUGCAAUAUCAUGGUAUUGUUAAUUAUUUUGGAAAAUGUGUGUUUGGUCCGAUGUGUGCAAUAUCAGUUGCAAUUUCAACCGUAGUUGAUGCAAAAUACAUUUCAUAUGUUGAUGAAGGUUAUAUUUAACUAAAAACUGAAUUGUCUUUAAACCAUGCAAAUAAAUAUUUAGUCUAUAAAUGCCUUAACUUUUUUUUUUAAAUAAAGAAGUGUACAUUUUCUUCAAGCAUCUAAGUUGUAUUUUAUGAUUAAGAGGAAACCAUCUAUUAUAAAUAUGUGGGAAUGUUUUACAUUUGUUUGCCAUGGGAAAAUGCAAAUAAAA
Molecule: messenger RNA, 2136 nt
Organism: Menidia menidia (Atlantic silverside)
Lineage: Eukaryota; Metazoa; Chordata; Actinopteri; Atheriniformes; Atherinopsidae
Source: the annotation of a GenBank genome assembly